Molecule: messenger RNA, 1340 nt
Organism: Gilbertella persicaria
Lineage: Eukaryota; Fungi; Mucoromycota; Mucoromycetes; Mucorales; Choanephoraceae
Exons: 5
Coding region: 121-1299 (392 amino acids)
Molecular function (GO): hydrolase activity, acting on ester bonds
Source: RefSeq, a predicted model, not a curated record
UUAGGAUCUAUAGUCAGGGUUCACGUGACUUUUGACAGUAGCGGGUGCUAGAGUGCACAAAUUCUGUUUUAGGUUCCUAAUUGAUUUUUUUAAUUAACUCAUUCUUUCAUCUUGUUACUUAUGAGAUUAGCGACAGCAGUAUGGAUCGCGUUUCCCCUGGCAACCGUUGCUAUGGGAGCGACAGUUAAAAACUUGGUUGUCUUUGGUGACUCAAAUUCAGACGUUGGUAAUGGCCAACGUUGGUCAGAAGGCCCAAACUGGAGUGAAUAUCUAGCACUUGGAUGGAACGCUUCAUUAUAUAGUUUCGCAUUCAGUGGAUCAGUUUGUGAUACUCGAAUGUAUGAAUCAAUAUCAAGUCAAGAUAGAGUUCCAAGUCUUAGAGAUCAACUAGAAGCUUAUUACACUCUUGGUCUGAAUUUAAAACCAGAAGAAACAGUUUAUGCUUUCUGGUUGGGUGUACAAGAUGUGUUUGAAAUGACAAAGCGACAUGGACGUCAAGAACCUGAAUAUAAAGAAAUUACUGAUUGUAUUGGACAGCAGUUGAGAGCUGCUCGAAAAGUAUUUCUUUCUGAUCGAUUCCUUGUAUUAAAUCUACCUCCAUUUGAACACAUGCCUUAUUAUCAAGAGGAUCAAUCUUCCCUGAAUAAAAGUCAAGCAGCAGUGGAGAUAAACCGUGGCUUAGAGAAAGAUGUUGCCAAUCUCAACAAACAUCAUCAUGCACUAGAAAUGGAUUAUGUAGACAUCCACUCCUUAAUCAAUGAUAUUAUAGUUGAUCCUUCUGUAUUCAAUUUUAAGGAGCCACUUGAACCCUAUCUAGAUACGUGUUAUGGUAAACCAGACUGUACAUUCAACUCAGUAGAUUAUAUUUGGUGGGAUCAAACCCAUUUUACUUCAGGCUUUCAUAAAUCAAUUGCACAAAGUAUUAUUGAUGCAGAAAGCUAUAUACCAAAAGUAGAAUUGACAGAGCAGCUAGAAGAGAAACUUCAAAAUCCUAAAUCUAAAUUUCGAUCAAAGAAAUAUACUGUCAAACCAUUCAAGGGUAUUGUAGAUGAGCAAGCAAGACUUUACGAUAUUCAGAAAUCAAAACCCAUACAACCACAGCAGCCUCCUUUAGAAGAUGAUUUGGAUCCUACUAUGUUUGCAAAAGAUGAGCACAACACUUAUAUUGGAUUGCUUGCUUUCUUUUUAACCUUGGGAGGUAUUAUUGCCUGGAUCAAGUUUCCUCAUGUGGUUCCAUUCAAUUGGAUACGCAAUAGAGAUCGUGGCAAGUUUAUCCCUGUGCGAAAUGAAGAAGUUUAAUCUCGAUCUUCUUUUUCGCCAUCUUAGUUUUUUUUUUUUUU